Melospiza georgiana is the source of this 1134-nucleotide messenger RNA. RefSeq names its product basic proline-rich protein-like. The coding region runs from base 1 to 1134 and encodes 377 amino acids. The transcript is spliced from 2 exons. NCBI's taxonomy places the organism in Eukaryota, Metazoa, Chordata, Aves, Passeriformes, Passerellidae. The record is from RefSeq and is a predicted model, not a curated record.
AUGGAUCACGAGCUUUGUUUCUGUUGGGGACUGGAGGCCGGGUAUCCAGGCCCAGGCCCGCGGGAUGAUCUCAGCCCGCCCCGCGGGGCCGCCGUGCCGGGAUCGCCGCGUGGCCGGCGGGCGGCACCCGGGGCCGUGUGCGUGACUGGGCCGGGUGCGGGGGGGCACCGCCGCCGUCCCACAAAGGGAGCCGCCACGGCCGCCCCGGCAGGCGCGGAGCCGCCGCGCUCCCGGGACCGCGGCCCUGACCCCCGCCCGCUCCCCGCCGCCAUUUACCGCGCCUCCCCGGGGCGCCCGCCGCUCGCCUGCCCCGCUCCCGCCGCGCCCCCCGCCGCGCCCCGCUGCCCACCUCUAUUCUCGGAGGUGCCGCGCUGUGCCUGCCUGCCGCCCGCCCCGCCCGUACCCCUCGCCGCCGCAGGAACCCCGGCCCGCCGCUCUCCCGGGGCCGCCGCCGCCCUCGGCUCCACCGCUCAAAAUGGCGGCCGCGAUCGGGAACGAGGCUCCGCACCGCCUCCCCCUCCCCCGCCCACGGGCGCGCGCCGGGCCCGACCCGGCCCCGGCCGGGCCCCGAGCCCCCGCCGGCGGCGCCUCCGCCCGCCGAGCCCCCCGGGCGGGCCCCGCCGCCGCUCGCCCGGCCCGCUCGCCCUCUCCGCUCACCGCGAGCCUCUCGCGCACCCCUGGCCGUGCCCCGGCAGCCGCUCGCGCCGGGCAGGACGCGCCUCUCGCUCUGCGCCGAGCCGUGCGGCGGGCCCACAGCUGCGCAGCGCCCACGGGCAGCACGGGAGCGUCCGGGCCGCGCGACUAUCGCGAUACCCGCGCCGCGCGCCGCCUCACACCCGCCUGGGCGGCUCCCGCGCACGCGCCGCUCGCGGGGGGAGAGCGGGGGGGGGGGGGGAGGGUGGAAAGGAGCGACUGCGCAUGCGGAGUAGGGGAGGGGGCGUUCCGCCUUUGCCUCUCGCCGCCUCCUCUGCUGAGGGGCCGCCCAGGGCGCGUGCGCGCUCCUCCCUCGGUCACGCGGCCGCCGCCGCUCGUUUUGGCGCCAAGCGGGAGCGCGCGCGGCCGGGAGCGGGGGCGGGGCGCGCGCGUGCCCGGGCGUCCCCUCGCGGCGCCGCCGUCCCCUCACGGCCGCGCUGA